GCAGGGUGGGCGGGGACAAUACCUCAGCCAAUCAUAAUGCGAGAGGAACGCAGCCGCUAUUGACGUCAUUCCCGGUCCGGUCCAAUCGGAGGUGACUAGGCCCGAGAGCUAGUUGAGUGAAGUCCUAAGGAAAGGCGAGCGAGCGGUGGCGACAGCGCAGUAUAUCGCGAUAGACGCCCCUAUCGUGUGUGGGUGGGGCCUGGGACCACAUCGCCACCCCUUCGUUGCCAGGUUGUGAAUUAAUCCAGAAGUGUGCGGCUCGGACUCGGCCUGAACCUCCGCUCCCCCCCCCCCCCCCUCCCAGUGUCAUCAGCCACAUGGAUUACCAAGGGAUUACUGCAAGGAGGGAGACGGACUAAUAAGGGGAGGGGGCAAAGGGCUGCAAGACAUUGUAUGCUCCCCUCACUCUGGAGAUUUGGAGGAGGGGAGGCUUUCACUCUCAGAGCCCCCCGAAUUAUUAGGCUGGACUAUGUGGGGCCAUCUGUGAUAGCCUCUGAUUCUCCCAUUGCCUCGGAGUGCUGCGUGGGGAUAUGCUGUACCCCCUAGUCCCAUCCUCCCAUCCUCACGAUGCCUGCAGGAACUGUCAAUUCAUUCAAACCCAGCAAGUACAUCCCUGUGGCCGCAGCGACCGUGUUCCUCGUGGGAUCCACCACACUUUUCUUCGCUUUCACGUGCCCGUGGCUGAACGUGGAGGUGUCCCCGGCUCUUCCUGCCUAUAAUGCCGUCAUGUUCCUCUUUGUUUUGGCCAAUUUCAGCAUGGCCACAUUCAUGGACCCUGGAAUAUUUCCCCGAGCGGAAGAGGAUGAAGAUAAGGAGGAUGAUUUCCGGGCGCCCUUAUAUAAGACGGUGGAGGUGAGAGGCGUCCAGGUCCGCAUGAAGUGGUGCUCCACCUGCCGCUUCUACAGACCUCCGCGCUGUUCACACUGCAGCGUGUGCGACAACUGUGUAGAGGAGUUCGAUCACCAUUGUCCCUGGGUAAACAAUUGCAUCGGACGCAGGAAUUACCGCUACUUCUUCCUCUUUCUGGUGUCCCUGACGUUGCACAUUAUGAGCGUCUUUAUUUGUGGCCUUUUUUACACGUUAGGACAUCCCGACCAGCUCCGAGACAUCCCGGCGGUCAUCACUAUUUCAGUCAUGUGCGUUGCGGGCCUGUUUUUCUUCCCCGUUGCUGGUCUCACAGGGUUCCAUAUUGUCCUGGUUUCCCGCGGUCGCACCACCAAUGAGCAGGUCACUGGGAAGUUCCGAGGAGGAGUCAAUCCUUUUAGCAAUGGAUGUUGUCGAAACGUGAGCCACGUACUAUGUAGUUCUCCACCUCCCAG
Messenger RNA from Hyla sarda, 1319 nucleotides. RefSeq names its product zinc finger DHHC-type palmitoyltransferase 5 (gene ZDHHC5). Gene Ontology annotation, molecular function: palmitoyltransferase activity. Gene Ontology annotation, biological process: protein palmitoylation. The record is from RefSeq and is a predicted model, not a curated record. Lineage: Eukaryota; Metazoa; Chordata; Amphibia; Anura; Hylidae.